Aureobasidium pullulans EXF-150 is the source of this 471-nucleotide messenger RNA. RefSeq lists its product as uncharacterized. Lineage: Eukaryota; Fungi; Ascomycota; Dothideomycetes; Dothideales; Saccotheciaceae. The coding region runs from base 1 to 471 and encodes 156 amino acids. The record is from RefSeq and is a predicted model, not a curated record. The transcript has 3 exons.
AUGCAACUCCCUCUAGCUCUCGUGGCCGCUGCCGCGACUCUCCUGACUAGUGUCACGGCUCUCCCUCACCAGAAACGUCUGGCCGAAAGCGAGCCCUGGCAUCUUUCAAGACUGGCCGUCUUUACAGGAUUCAAUGGUGCCAAGAACAGUUCCAUUGCUUUCAAUCUUGUCGACAACAAUGCUGGUCUGCAGAUGAACACAACCUGUUCGCGCUCUGUGCUUGGUUCGGUCGAAGAUCCGAACAACUUCUUUCCUUGUGCCAAUAGAGAUCUCAACUUCAGAUGGGAUGGUACCACUCUGCGUCUCCAGAGAUACUACAAAGAUACGGCCGUCGGACCAUGCCCUCUGUAUUGUACCGUCACCGCUUAUGGCAACGGAACACCUAACCUCGUCCUCAAUUAUCUUGCUGAAGAGGGCAAAGGUACCCAUCAAGAUACUCUUGACAUUCCCGUUACCGAAAUGGUUGCCUAA